Molecule: messenger RNA, 1839 nt
Organism: Knipowitschia caucasica
Lineage: Eukaryota; Metazoa; Chordata; Actinopteri; Gobiiformes; Gobiidae
Source: the annotation of a GenBank genome assembly
AUGUCAACCUGCCUCAGUCCUCGAGAACAAACCAAGCGCACACAGAGAAAGUAUCCCCGCGCCCUGAGCCGCUCCACACACAGCAGCAUGACUCGGCGGCCACGAAACAGUGUUUACAGCAGCGAGGAGGACGAGGAGGAGAAUGAGCUGUAUGAUCACGAUUAUGAUGGGUCUCUGGCCAAGACGGGCAAACGACAGCUUGGGAAAACGCGCUGGACAAGAGAAGAGGAUGAGAAACUGAAAAAACUAGUUGAUCUACAUGGAUCAGACGAUUGGAAACUAAUUGCAAGCUUACUAACUAACCGAACAGAUGUGCAGUGCCAACAUCGAUGGCAAAAGGUUCUCAACCCGGAACUUAUCAAAGGCCCAUGGACCAAAGAGGAGGACCAGAGGGUGAUCGAGCUAGUCCAGAAAUAUGGAGCCAAACGCUGGUCCGUCAUCGCCAAGCACCUCAAAGGACGUAUUGGAAAGCAGUGUCGCGAGCGGUGGCACAAUCACCUGAACCCUGAGGUGAAGAAGACGUCAUGGACCGAAGAGGAAGAUCGGAUCAUCUACCAGGCUCACGAGAAGCUGGGAAACCGCUGGGCUGAAAUCGCCAAAUUGCUCCCUGGCAGGACUGACAACGCCAUCAAGAACCACUGGAAUUCCACCAUGAGGCGAAAGGUGGAACAAGAGGGCUAUCUCCAGAGCGCCGCAAAGAACAACAGCUCUUCUCUUUCUAUCAACCACAAUUUCAUCAAGACACCAAGUCACAUGUUGACUUUCUCCCACCAUUCGCCCAAUCACGCCCAACUGCCUCCCGUUCCCUCACUCAACUACACUUACAUCCCUGACGCGCACAGAGUACCUUUCCCUAUGGCUCUACAUUUAAACAUCUUGAACAUCCCUAAGCCUGGAACCGCUGCUAUACAGAGACACUAUAAUGACGAGGAUCCUGAUAAAGAGAAGAGAGUGAAAGAAAUUGAAAUGUUGCUUAUGUCGGCAGAGAACGAGUUGCGAGGCCAGCCGUCACAAGCCUUGCCUUUUUCAUUCUCGAGCUGGGCCAAUCAGAGCUGCUUGUCUGACAGUUCAGAGGCCGGGUUGAUACGCCACCACCGACACACCGCUGCACCCGCCUUGCCCUUGGAGCAAAACCUUCCAGAAGGGAGCGCAUCAGCCACAAGAGCCCACAACAACAGCAACCAUCACAGCACUCCUGCCUUCACCAACUCAAUGCCAGAGUUUAUGGAGUCUGUCCUCGACUCUUUGAUCACACAUUCCAUGAGCCCAGAACACUCAGACAGCGACAGUGUGCAUAUGGUUUCACCUGUGGAUACCAAACCUCUCAUUGACCACAGCGUCCGGCCCCAGAAAGAUAAUGACAUGUUCAGGACUCCCAACAUUUGCCGGUCAAUCCUUGAGUCGUCUCCGCUUACACCAACGCCGUUCAGGUCAACAAUAGCCAUGCUGAACUCACCUUUGGAUCAGCCAUUGGUUGACUCUAUAAAGCAGGAGCCAGUAGAGUGUGCGAUUGACCAGCCUCCUCUGAAGAAAAUCAAGCAAGAGGUGGAGUCCCCGUGUGAGAGGAGCCCGUGUAUGCAGUGGGAAGGACAGGACCUCCACACACAGCUCUUUUCCCCCACGGGACCCCCACAAGAAGUGCCUGACAUGCUAACAAGUGCACUACUAAGUGAAGAUGUACACAAAAGCUAUCACCUGGUCUCUCACAGACAAACAGACAGCCUACUCCAGCAGCUGAGUUCUUGGGACCAUGUGGCCAAUCUAAAAACAGAGGACCCCUCACUAUUGCCUGAGCACAAAUACCGGAACACUUUCCCCACACAGACACUGGUCAUAUAG